Penaeus indicus is the source of this 1348-nucleotide messenger RNA. Its product is annotated as zwei Ig domain protein zig-8-like. The coding region runs from base 369 to 1247 and encodes 292 amino acids. Gene Ontology annotation, cellular component: neuron projection membrane. Lineage: Eukaryota; Metazoa; Arthropoda; Malacostraca; Decapoda; Penaeidae. The record is from RefSeq and is a predicted model, not a curated record. Gene Ontology annotation, biological process: synapse organization. The transcript has 6 exons.
UUUGUCACUCUUAAAAACUUCCUGAGAAAAUUGAAGUUAGAGAUGACAGCCAAAAUGAAACGUGUUUUUCGAGGACGAUACUGCCUGCAAGAAACUAAUUUGCAUAACAAAAUAUAGACAUUCCAGUGAAAAAGUAAAAGAACUGUUUAAACUUUACAACACGUUUUCCUAUAUCUAUCUUUCCAAACCUCCACAAAAAAAACAUGUCCCCCUGAAGAUAAAUGCAAAUAUCCAAACUUAGAGAAAAAAAUACAUAUGAAAGAAAAACCUCAAAACGCAAAAUAACUCAAGCAGAUUCCUUGACUCUGCAAAAUGUGAUGAAGACCCGAGGAUAAUGAGAAAUACAAGACUUCACAAGACUCCAGAUCAUGUUCAUUAUCCUUUUCAUGAUGGGUAUAUGGGCAGGGUUUGCCGGUGGCGGUUCUGAAGGAGUGGACACCACACCCACCCUAGCCAACGUCACAGUCCCUCCGAAUGUCAGCCGCGUCAGCCUGGACGAGGUGUCAGCCACCGAGGGCAAUGGGAAGAGAGAGGAGCCAUACUUCGACGCGUCCAUGUCAUCCCUGUACACAGCCUACCUGGGCAAGACCGCCACGCUCACCUGCGUCGUCCACGCGGCCAAGACUGACAAGUCGGUGUCGUGGAUCCGAGGCCGCGACCUGCGCAUCCUGACGGUGGGCGGCUACACGUACACGACGGACCUGCGCUUUGAGGCCCUCCACCAGCAGGCCAGCUCGGAGUGGGCGCUCAGGAUCAAGUCGGUGCAGCUGCGGGACCAGGGCGGCUACGAGUGCCAGAUCGCCACCAAGCCCAUCAGAACCUUCAGCGUCUUCCUCAAGGUCGUGGAACCGACGGUGGAGGUGAUCGGUGCGCCCGACAUCUACGUGAACACGGAGAGCAUGAUCAACCUGACGUGCGUCGUGCAUCACGCCCCCUACCCGCCCGAGGCCAUCACCUGGUACCACGGGAAUCAGACGAUCAGCUACACGUCGGACCGCGGCGGCGUGAGCGUGGUGGAGGAGCGUGGCGAAACCACCUCCAGCUUCCUGCUCCUCCAGAAUGCGCGGUCCUCGGAUUCCGGCGUCUUCACCUGCCAACCGGAGGGCAUGGAGUCAGCUCAGGUGACCCUGCAUGUGCUCGACGGAGAGCGACCGGCGGCGAUGCAGACCAACUCCAGCAGCAUAAGCACACCAAGAUUCUCGGCGCUGUUCGUCGCGGUUGUCCUGGCGAGCACCGUCGUUUUAUGAAGCGCUGUUCAGAAAACCUGCGUCUUCGAGUCUGCAAGCCAGUUUACAAAAGACAUUUGUAGAAAAAAAAAACGAUUUUGAUGAUGGAAAGGAGGGAAAAA